CGCCUUCUGCUGACAAGUUGCACAUGACGAUGCUCCGCUGAACGGGAACCCCCGUGGCCGCCUGCUAGUUUUUCCUCGUCGAUCGAUAAUAAUAAUGCUCAGUCAUUCUUGCUCGCAGAUGGGAUUGGAAAUGAUACAUGAUUCGGUUCGUCGGCAGCACAACGAUGCUCGAAUCAACGGCGUCUCUCCAAAACCAGCAGAUGCUUCGACACAAAUGCCCACGCCCACACCCGCAGCAUCAUCGAUGCGACGCACGCUCCCAGACAUCUGCUUCGAGAUUCGGAACAAGAUUGAUGCUUUUCUCUGCGAGGAGACCGAUGACGAUGUCUUGCGCAAGGUGCAGAACCAGGUCAGGGUGUCGAUCGACGUGAUCGGGGAGGCGCUGCGCCGCUAUGGGCUCGAACAUGUUUCACUCUCAUAUAAUGGCGGCAAGGACUGUCUGGUCCUCCUGGUCCUCAUCAUGGCUUGCCUGCCAGCGUGGGCUUCUUCGUCUCGCCCCUCGCCCCCCGAUUUCGAUGUCACGACCAUGAGCACGCCGCCGCAAGCACCAACCUCCGAAUCCGCAGUUUCGUCGAACGCCGCUCCCACCACCCGACCGCUUCAGGCGAUAUACAUUGUCUCUCCCCAUCCAUUUGCCGAGGUGGAAGACUUCGUGUGCUCGUCCGCGGAGCAAUACCAUCUCGACCUCAAACGCUACGCGUUGCCUAUGCGACCUGCUCUCGAGGCGUAUCUGAAGGAUAGGCCGGCCGUCAAGGCAAUAUUCCUGGGAACAAGGCGGACAGAUCCCCACGGUGAGUUUCUGUCGCAUUUCAAUCCGACAGACGAAGGCUGGCCGCAGUUCAUGCGCGUCCACCCCGUGAUUGACUGGCAUUACGUUGAAAUAUGGGCGUUCAUUCGACAUCUUGGCAUACCGUUUUGCGAGCUGUACAAUCGAGGUUUCACGUCUCUUGGCGGCGUGACUGACACUCGCCCGAACCCGGCACUGGCAGUUAGAGGAGAGGCAUCAAAGUUCCGCCCGGCGUACGAGCUCAGGGAUGACGAUGAAGAGCGCCUAGGGCGGGAUUAGAAGGAGGUGGCCGUACAGGUUCUGAGUCAGGGGUGCCAGACUUGGAGGAAUCGGCAAAGUCCUUACUGCUUGGAUCGCUUUACGGUUUGUAUAAAGUGUUCCGUUGACAAACAAAUAAGGGCAUCGGGACAGAGUUGGCCCGCCAAGUUGUCAGCGGAAGACUCAAACACUGGGUUACGGAAGGGGGCUGUCCCCGGACGCAUGCAAUUUACUUUGUAGAGCAUAGAACAUGAUAGAUGGCGCCUUGAGUUGGCCAGGUCUAGCACCGAAUCUCGAGUUUCUUUUGAGCCUACCACCCGAUCAUGCUUGGCCGUGUUGGGAGA
Canariomyces notabilis is the source of this 1389-nucleotide messenger RNA. RefSeq names its product adenine nucleotide alpha hydrolases-like protein. Gene Ontology annotation, biological process: FAD biosynthetic process. The transcript is spliced from 3 exons. Gene Ontology annotation, molecular function: FMN adenylyltransferase activity. Bases 215 to 1066 code for a protein of 283 amino acids. The record is from RefSeq and is a predicted model, not a curated record. NCBI's taxonomy places the organism in Eukaryota, Fungi, Ascomycota, Sordariomycetes, Sordariales, Chaetomiaceae.